Molecule: messenger RNA, 819 nt
Organism: Penicillium angulare
Lineage: Eukaryota; Fungi; Ascomycota; Eurotiomycetes; Eurotiales; Aspergillaceae
Exons: 3
Coding region: 1-819 (272 amino acids)
Source: RefSeq, a predicted model, not a curated record
AUGUCGGGCAUUACUUUGACCUUGACCGAGGAGGGUCAUCAUUCUGAGUCCCUACCAGUACGGGCUACGUCUUACGAUGUUGAAAAUUUUAUAUCGCUGUGUCUCAUCGAAUGCGAUAUCAAAUUGAGGAAGAUCCAAAGCGACCAGAUCCAGUGCCCUCUCCAGAUAUUUGAUGCAAGUUGCCUUCAGUCCGGCAAAUUUAUCGCUCCCGCUGUAUCUAAAGUCAUCGUUAAGCAGAAAAGGUAUGUUUAUAAGACUAUCGACGGGCCUUCAUACGAGCCUAGAGCCACACAAGAUAUCUUGUAUGAGAUCCAUGCACUUGCACGAUUUUAUGGACAGCCAAACAUUGCACAAAUUGUUGGCCUUGUGGUUUCAGGAAAUCCGUACCAGACAUAUCCAUCGAACAAUAUGCCUCGGGUAUGGAGAGCAUUGAGACAACUACACGAGGAGAAAAGAAGUCAUCUUGAUGUGAAGCCUUCGAAUAUUGUUCUAGAUCCUGAAGGAAAUGCAUUUCUUAUCGAUAUUGGCGGGGGUUCUUAUACAUUGGACUGGCUCUCACCAGGAAUGAGACUGUUCCUUGAACAGAAUUAUGAACAAACACCUGCCAACGCCUACUUAUGUGCGCAAAUCGGUACAGACACUUGGGCCUAUGGCAAACUACUAUCCGUCAUUGCGAAGAAAAGCGGCCCUAGUCUUGCGUUUGAGGAACUGCGUAAGGCUGGUAGUGAUUUGGCAAAGUCGGACUUAGAAUCUCGCAUUGAUCUGAGUGCUGCGCUAGAAAAACUGGAAUUAUAUGGGAAGAAGCGUCGCUACAGAUAA